Messenger RNA from Hippoglossus stenolepis (Pacific halibut), 7023 nucleotides. RefSeq names its product ELAV like neuron-specific RNA binding protein 3 (gene elavl3). Gene Ontology annotation, molecular function: RNA binding. Gene Ontology annotation, cellular component: ribonucleoprotein complex. The record is from RefSeq and is a predicted model, not a curated record. The transcript is spliced from 8 exons. Bases 467 to 1621 code for a protein of 384 amino acids. Lineage: Eukaryota; Metazoa; Chordata; Actinopteri; Pleuronectiformes; Pleuronectidae.
AAUCAGCAGCGUGCUCUGCCAGCCAGGAGGACGCAUAAAAGAAGAACAUUGCAGCAGAGGCACAGAAGGAGACUGCGAGAGGAGCAGGGAAUUACACACAAAAACAGCAGAACCAGAACAUCCUCCCCUGGACACACCCUGCCGAGGAUCACUGCUUCUCUUUUUUUCCUGAACCAUCGCCCACGCCACUCGGAGAGAACGCUCUCCCUCCUCAUCAUCAGCCAGCAGAAAAGCCCUUUCUCCUCAUUUUCAUCCUAUAGAGGACACCUACCAUCUCAGAGGGCUGAGAUCCCUUGGCGAAGAUUGUAUUUUUUUCCUUUUUUUGUUUUUUUUCUUUUGAUUUGGACUCCUGGCAGAACAUAAGGGUCGUGUAACAUAAGGGCCGAAGAGCACAUAAGAUACUCAUCCGUUCAGCUUCAAGACCAGUGCAAGGAAGGACCUAGAUUUCUUUCAUUGUACGUCAAGAAUGGUUACUCAGAUAAUCAGCACCAUGGAAACCCAGGUGUCCAAUGGUCCAAGCGGAACCAGUAUGCCAAAUGGUCCAGUCAUCAGCACCAAUGGCUCCACAGAUGACAGCAAGACCAACCUGAUCGUCAACUAUCUGCCUCAGAACAUGACUCAAGAAGAGUUCAAAAGUUUGUUUGGUAGCAUUGGAGAGAUUGAAUCCUGCAAGCUAGUCAGAGACAAGAUAACAGGUCAGAGUUUGGGAUAUGGGUUUGUAAACUAUGUGGAUCCAAAUGAUGCGGACAAGGCCAUCAACACACUGAAUGGUCUCAAACUACAGACUAAAACAAUCAAGGUAUCAUAUGCCCGGCCAAGUUCGGCUUCUAUUCGUGAUGCCAACCUUUAUGUAAGUGGACUCCCCAAGACCAUGAGCCAGAAAGACAUGGAACAGCUGUUCUCCCAAUACGGUCGCAUCAUCACAUCCCGCAUCCUAGUGGACCAAGUUACAGGCAUAUCACGAGGAGUGGGUUUCAUCCGGUUUGACAAGCGAAAUGAAGCAGAGGAGGCCAUCAAAGGUCUGAACGGACAGAAGCCUUUGGGUGCCGCUGAGCCCAUCACUGUCAAGUUCGCAAACAACCCCAGCCAGAAGACAGGCCAGGCCUUGCUGACUCAGCUGUACCAGACUGCUGCCCGCCGCUACACGGGGCCCCUGCACCACCAGACUCAGCGUUUCAGCGUGAUCCCUUCACUUGGAAAGGGACCAGAUCCAAAUAACAGCUCAAAACCAAUACUCGACAAUUUACUAAACGCCAGCUACGGAGUCAAGAGUUCUCCUACUCUCUUCCCCAGAUUCUCUCCCAUCACCAUUGACAGCAUGACCAGCCUUGCCGGAGUCAACCUUACUGGUCCAACUGGAGCCGGAUGGUGCAUCUUUGUGUACAACCUGUCCCCCGAGGCGGACGAGAGCGUCCUGUGGCAGCUCUUUGGGCCUUUCGGUGCCGUUACCAAUGUCAAGGUCAUCCGUGACUUCACCACCAACAAAUGUAAGGGCUUUGGCUUUGUCACCAUGACCAACUACGAUGAAGCCGCCAUGGCCAUUGCUAGCCUUAACGGCUACCGCCUGGGUGACCGCGUGCUGCAGGUUUCCUUCAAAACCAGCAAGCAGCACAAGGCCUGAGAGAGAGAGGCUGCUGGCACCAGCUCCUUCGACCUGCAGGGGGAGCUACCUGAGCUCCCCGUGCCAUCACUCUACAUGGGCCUGGACUGAGUCUCUCUCUGACACAUUCUCACACAAAUACAUAAUAUAUUAUUACACAGACAUGCAGAUAAUCACACACACGCACACACAUAACCAAACAUAUCCAUACUCGAGCAUACACAUGUCAGAGUUUCAAACAAACACACUAGUGGAGUUUUUCUUUUCUCUUUACACAACAUGCUAGUCCUUCCUUUAUUUGCCUGGAUUGAAUUAGAAGGGGUACGAAGCUGGUUUGUUGGGUAGGGGCAAGAGCUAUCUAUUUAGGAGACAGUCUAACGAAUGUGACAGAGAAUGUGUACUGAGUGCUUUGAUUGAAUUCAGGCAAAUAAUGAAAACUGAUGAACAAAAUGAUCGAAAAUUUAAAUGAAAGAAUAUGUGCAAUUUACCCAAACUCUUACCCCACCAUCUCUCCCACUAUCUUGCUGGAGAGGAUGUAGUCACUUUUUUACACUUGGGCAUUUUGAAUCAGCGAUUUUUUUAGAUCAAAGAAAAUGAAAUUAAAAAACAGUGUUCUCUUAUAUACGUCUAUUAAAAUAUAACUAUAUAUUCAAUAUUUAAGGUGGUUAUAAUAGCCGAGUAUGUAAGCAUUUUCUAGAAACUUUGACUACUGUUUCCUGACCUGCAAUUAGGUGGUGCCUAGCGUAAAGGCAGUUUCUCUACCCUAUGUGAGCUUGUUAGCUCAGACCCAAUAUAAUUUAGGUUAACUAAUGAAAAUGAAUACUGGUCACAGAAAAGAGUAGUCCAAAGGCCAUCAGAAUCACUCUUUCCCUCACAGUCUCACACCGAACAACACAAUCGUCACUUAUGUAUCACAGAAACACUGUUCAGUAACUAGGAUAUAUACACAUAUUUAGUCCACAGAAACAAAAGAGAGGUUCCUGUAUUUUCUUCUAAUCUAUGCUCAAGAUGGAUUCAACACAAACAGACUGCCUGUGAACUCAGAGCAGAGUGGCAGUAUAUCUGCAUGGUGACAGUGUUAAUUAGUAAUUCUCUUGUGGGCAAGGGAGGGAUGAAUGCGAGGGGAAAACAGUUUCACCAUAACACAGCCACGUCAAAAGGAAAAUACCGGUGUGUUUUCACUUUUUGCGUCAUUGUUUUUAUUGCACCUUUAUUUAACAUUGUCCACAGGCCAUUUUACUUUGCACGACUGUGUCAGCCAUGAUUUGGUGUGAGAUCCCUUUAACUAACAUUGGUGUCAAGACAUCAAGAAAAACAAGAUGUGAAAGAAGACCAGUUUAUGUUGUUCCAGCUGACUGCUUUGAAUUUGAACAUUCCCGUAUCAAGAGAGGUUCUUCAGAUUUGAUCAUUUGAUGAUCCCAGUAGCUGCAAAAAAUAACGUAAAGUAAAAAAUGUCGAACAACACACCCAUGGUCUGAACAAUGGUCGCGGCAGGUCUGCAGAGAAAUAGAACAGAUGAGCAAAAACUCAAGAGCACCGGUAUUAUUCUUCAGUCUAGUGCACACAUAGAAGCUACCUCAGCAAAUGAGGUCAAAGUUUUGCAUUUCAGCAGAAUACAUGCGCUCCACAGUAACAACAUGCACAGAGCAGAUAGAGAGGACUGCAGUUUAUAAUGGCUGAACCUUUGUAAAGCUGACUUCAGAGUCACAUGUGGGAGCAAAGAUAUCUGGCGAUGUUCAAAUUAUCAUUGAUCCUUUGAGGAGAGAAGAUUACCAGUUCCUUCAGCUUUUUCCAAAUGCUUUUCCUCAGUUUUAUUUACAACCCCCUCUAUUCUCUUAAAAGCUUCCUGCCCUCUCAAAAGAUGACUGUACGACAGCGAGACCGCAAAUAAGUGUCACAAUUAUAUUUCUGUUUACAACAGAAAGCUACUCAUUUAUUUGCUUCAGAUCUAUUUGGCACUGCCACGAAAAUAGCAUUUCUCAAAAUAUCCUCAGCCCAAUUGCAUGAAAAUUAUUUAUGGCACCCUGAUGAAACAUUAAGGCCAUUCUGUCGAGUUGAAUUGUCUGCUAAAGAUCAGACUUAAGAUUUUCCAUGGGGAGAGCUGUCUUUCAAUAUCAAGACAUCUGCACAUGAUAAUAGAUAAAAUAAGGUCAAAUAUAUUCAAGACAUGUUGCUUUUGCUUUUCUAAAUGACGCUGUGUUAGCCAAAGAGGACGAUCUCUUUGAAAGGAUUACAUUAGAGAUAAAUCUAUUUUUAUACAUACAAAAGAACAAGACCUUGUGCUGAAUUUUUACAGAUUCUUAAGCUUGGAAAAAUUGGGACAUCGCAUGGCUUUAUUUUAAACCCUCUGAUCUUUGCAGAGCAAGGGGGAACAAGCAUGCGGUGUUUGGGUGGGGGGUGUAGGAAGGGGAAAAGGAAACAUUGUAUCUCGUAAAAAACAUUCAACCGAUUGAAAAGAAAACAAAUUUGGCAUAAAAAGAGGAAGAUUUAACAGUUAGGGGUGUCACCUGACAGACACAUCUCUACUUCUGAGUGCUUAGACACGCUCACAUCUCUUGUCCUGAAGUUGUGUACAGUGUUGCUUCAAUGAUGGUGCAGUGAAGUGAAGUUUCUUUGACUUGAGAAUCCCAGACAAAGCUGCAGCGAGGCCAGCUCAUUUGCUCAGCUGGAAAACGGAAUCGCUGCUUGCAAAUAAAAAAUAAAUAAGAGAAGGAAUGCAGACUCAAACAGUUUCGCCAAUUAAAAACAAACAUUGAGCAUGAUUUUAAUGAUUAGGUAGAUUUGAUUUUUGCCAAAGAAUUGCUUUGCAAGUCAGUACCAAGAAGGAUGAUUAAGACUAACUAUAUUAUUCCCAGAGUAAUUGCUGUACAAAUCUAUGUUAUUUAUUGAAUAAGGACCCUCUACAAUUUCAGUUAUCGUUACUUUUAAAUAUCUAAGUUGCGCAUAUCAGUUUGCAUUUGUAAAUCCUAAAACCACUAAACCAAAUGCUAACAUGAAACAGCUGCAAGCAUUCUCAUUUGCACACAUUUCAUGCACACACCGAAUGAUGAAAAAGGCAUAUCAAAAAUAAAUUGCGAUGAAUCGAUCCACCUAUUGAGAAAAGAAGAAAAGUCAUAUCCGUCCGUCUAAUGUAUUUCCCCCUGACAUUUAUAUCAUCUGCUUUGUCUUGUGACCAAUUUAAUCCUUUAAAACCAUUAACAUUGCACCAGUUCAAAUACUGACUCUGGCAUCUUUCAAUCUGACUCAUACUGUUUCACUUCCCAAAAUAACUCUGAAUGACUGUCGCUGGCGUGUCCGGAGCUGACCACAUAAAAGAGCCAAUGGAGCUAUUUUGAGUUGAGCAAUUUGCAAGAGAUAGCAGAGUAGGGCUGAGAACUUGAUGAGACCAGUGAUAGACGUGAGGAACAACCGAGAUAACAGGCCGUGUUGAACUGCAGCUGGAGUCGUUUGCCCAGCCAUGUCCGAUGUAGUACAGUCAAGCCACAGACCAAACUCACAGCCCGAAACAACCUUUCAUACACAGUCUAUACAAAGACCUACACCUAUUGUACAGUAGAGAGCGAAGGACCAUGGCAGGAAACAGUACUACACUGCUUGAGCAACAACAAUAAUCAUUUAAAAAGACAAAAAAACUUUCCUAUGGAACAGUAAGUGCAAUGUGCUUUGUUUUUAUAUUGACUGAGAACAAAUGAUAUAUAUUUUUAAAAAAAGAAAUUAAACGUCACACUGAAAAGGUUUGCGGAAGAGUGAAAGGAGCAAAAGUUUGGACAAAGAACCAUUAAAAAUGAGCAGACUCAUUCGAGAAAUUCAAAACAAGCAAUGAGAGCUGUGAUCGACAAAAUUUUCACAAUCACUUCCUCAGCCCCUAAUUUGUGCUCUGACCAUGCAAGCUCAAACAAAUUGCGUAUUUGGCUGACCUAAUAGAGCAAAUCUCGAUGACCUUGAAAGGAAUACUGUCUAAUAUAUCAUCAGUUUUAGCCCAUGUCAAUUUCAAAUAUCAUUUUAUUUUCCUGUAAUUUAUUGAUUUCAUUUACAUAUCAAGACUCACUUGUUAAAUUAGCGUAUUUGUGUUGUUGAUGUUGCCAUAGAGAACACACAUGGGUCAAAUAUUAUGUUUGGUUGCAUUGAUUGGGUACAGUUUGUUAUUUUUCUUCCAUUACUUAAUUAGUUGCAGUUUUUACAGUGUAUGCAGAUUUUAGACUUAGUUAGAUUUUUUUAUUUCAAUCAAACUGUGUUCAAUUGUGUUUGUAAAAGUCUGUGGUAGCUUUUGUUGCAACAUAAAAUAAUUUAAACAGAAAAAAUUCAAAAUAGCGCCAACAAACUUGUAUUAUUUGGGCGACUUUAAGCUUGUAGUUUUAACUUAUUGUUAACUUAAAAACUAUUUAUUAUGAUUAUUAUUAUUGCCUCGUAUAAAGUAUGUUUUGUGUAUAUUUAUGGUUUAUUUCAUUAUAUUUGCAAGUUUAAAAGAUUUUAAGUUUGCCAAAAUUGUGGUUACACCAUUUCGUUUCUUAAAAAGGGGGACAAAUAGAAAAACAGCUUUAGAAGUACGAUUUGGAAACGUUCUCCAUAGUCAAAGAAUGCACUGCUAUAUUUAACUAAUUGAAGUGUAUAAACAUACAUGCUGUGUGCUAGAUGUUAUGCCUUUACUGCCUGUGUUCUGUUUGUCUUGUUAAAUGAAAAUCUUUUAAUUAUUUAAUCUAAUCACAGUCUUGUUUUUUCAACCACUCGGUGAACCCCUGAGACGCGGGACAGCCCCCUGGAGUGAGGCUUUGGGCCGUUUGAGGGUCAAGCAUUUAGCCAGUAACAGGGGAGCUGUCCUGGGUUUGUUAAGCUCUCAAGAUGCUUUCCUGUUUAUGCUGAUGGGUCAAUCCAUUUAAACAUACACAUAUAAAGGGGUUUUGUUUCUGUUAAAGCAUUUUAAUACUGAGAUCAUCAGUAUCAAUAUCAAUUUGUGUGACCGAAACAAAAGAUGUUCUUUGGAAACCCGGCCUGGCGAAAUAAAGCAGGGCUCAGAAAAGCUGCAGGAAGGUUUUCUUGGGAGUCUCUAGGGUAGUAAAGGGGUGAGUGGUCCUUCUGUUUCUCAACCAACUGUAUUUUGUGUCUAUUUAUUUAGAAGAGGGGACGCAGUAACUUAGUGAUGUUUUUCUUACAUUUUCCUGGAAUGGUAGAACAAAUCAAAGGUGAAAAUGAUCAAAACAGUUCCGCUGACACCACUAUCAGCGGAAGAAAUACAAAAUCUCAUACUUCCAAACAUGACCAAAUGAACAAUGUCAAAAUUUAACAAAGAAAAAAAAAACCUUUCAGUUUAGUCUAGGAUAUUUAUUACUGGGAUUUCAGCUGAAGACGCUUGAAGACUUUUUCAUGGAAUUGUUUAAUUAUUUGUACUUUACAUGCCAGAAAAAAAUAAAAGUUACAAAUAUGAA